This is a messenger RNA of Panonychus citri (citrus red mite), 657 nucleotides long. RefSeq names its product signal peptidase complex subunit 1-like (gene Spase12). The record is from RefSeq and is a predicted model, not a curated record. The transcript has 3 exons. Gene Ontology annotation, cellular component: signal peptidase complex; endoplasmic reticulum membrane. Bases 173 to 502 code for a protein of 109 amino acids. Lineage: Eukaryota; Metazoa; Arthropoda; Arachnida; Trombidiformes; Tetranychidae. Gene Ontology annotation, biological process: protein targeting to ER.
UCAAUAGCUGAGUGAAUAUCCAAUCACUUUAAGCCCAGUUGAUUAAACUAAAUUAAUUUAGUUUGAUUGUUGUUAAUUUUUCACUAAUUGUUGUUCUGUUUUACUUGGUAACUUUGAGUUUUUGUUUGUGGUUGUUCUGCUUUUAUUAAGGAUUAACAAAUCAUCUGCAAUUAUGUCAGGAUUUCUUGAAUCUAUUCCAACUCAUAUGGAUUUUGCUGGUCAGAAGAAAGCUGAGAAAUUAUUCCAAACGUUAAUACUAACUGCUGCUGUCAUUGGUUUAGGAAUUGGCUACUAUCAUGAGCAGUUUUCUUACACCGUCUACUCCCUUGGUGCAGGAUUUGUCAUCUCUUGCUUGUUGACACUUCCACCUUGGCCCAUGUACCGUAAACAUCCAGUUAAAUGGCAAAAGCGACGAAAAGAAACUUCUAAAGCAAACAAAGAAGAUGAACCAACAUCUUCUCCAUCUUCUCCAUCAGCAACCAAAGGCAAGAAAAAGAAAUGAUCAAAGGCUCUGAUUGAAUAUUCUUUGAGUAAAUAAACUUGUUCGAAUUUUUCAUCGAAUUGUAACCUCUUAUCACUCAUCAUAUUCCGAACUUUUCUCUAUUCACAAAAUGAUGGUGAUUCUUAAAAUAAAGAAAACAACUUUUUUCUAUACAA